Messenger RNA from Setaria italica (foxtail millet), 1021 nucleotides. Its product is annotated as probable ribosomal protein S11, mitochondrial. Gene Ontology annotation, molecular function: structural constituent of ribosome; mRNA 5'-UTR binding; small ribosomal subunit rRNA binding. NCBI's taxonomy places the organism in Eukaryota, Viridiplantae, Streptophyta, Magnoliopsida, Poales, Poaceae. Gene Ontology annotation, cellular component: ribosome; mitochondrial small ribosomal subunit. Gene Ontology annotation, biological process: ribosomal small subunit assembly; translation; maturation of SSU-rRNA from tricistronic rRNA transcript (SSU-rRNA, 5.8S rRNA, LSU-rRNA). The record is from RefSeq and is a predicted model, not a curated record.
AUGGUCAUGCUGUUCCUAUCCGCCCGCCUCGGCUUCCGCCGUUCUCUUGCGACGGCGGCGCCACCGCGUGCUGCAUCUCUUGGAGCGGGCUUCCGCCUUCGGCAAGCCUCGGAUGAAUAUUCCUCGCGAAGUCUUCUCCACGUCCAGCUCCUCCCGCGCUUCUUCACCUCCAAUGGAUUCGGAUCCAACAUGUCUUUCCCAUCUUCUGGGUCUGUUGCCGCAUAUUUGAAGCCACAUGAGAAUUUUAACAGAACCAAUUUUGUGCGUCGAGAUUUCCGUGCUAAGAUACAGGUGAACUUCAAUAAUAUGGAUAAUGGUGCAAGAAUGACAGCUGGUGGCGAGAGACCUUCCAACCUCGGGGAGCGCCGUCCUUUUGCCGCUUCCCUUGUCUUUAAGGAACAUGAACAAUAUUCACAGAGGAAGAAGAGAGAUUUUGUCCAUGUCUUACUGAAGAGAAAUAAGACAUUUGUGACUGUGACGGACGUUAGUGGGAAUAAAAAGACCGGGGCUUCCGCUGGUUGUUUGGAGGACAGGAAAGGGCAAUCUCGUCUCUCUCGGUAUGCUGCUGAAGCAACUGCGGAACAUGUUGGGCGAUCUGCUAGAAAGAUGGGUUUAAGGUCUGUUGUCAUGAAAGUGAAAGGAGUUUCUUUUUUCAAGAAGAAGGUGAUCUUGGGCUGGAGAGAAGGUUUCCGAGGCGAAAGAGUAAGAGAUCAAUCUCCUAUCAUGUACAUCCACGAUGUCACCCAACUUCCACAUAAUGGAUGCCGGCGCCCCAAACAACGCCGGGUGUAGCUCUUUGUGAACUGGAGGUAAAGUUGAGUAUGUCGGUAUUUUGAAGGUGAUAUGGAAGGCUAUUUUAAGCUGCAUGGUGUUGGUCUAGUUGAUUCAUAUACGGAGAUGCAUCUCUUGCCUCUGCUGAGUUGUUAGGCUAUCCAGUCUGGUUUCUGUAAUUCUGUGUGACCUGUGUUACUAGCUCAGUUGAGCCAUCGACAAUUCUGAACCAUUUUUUUGAAUCGGUUCA